AACGGUGUAGCGGAUGUUGAGGAAAUCCUUCACGAUGGUGGAAGAAAAAUGUUUAUGGGUCUAAAUGGUUAGAGAGGAACGGUACAUGUUUAUUAACAGUUAUUACUUGUUUGUUUAGAGUAUUAUAUUCAUGUGUUAUUGGCGUUUUGCAGGAGUUUCCAAUGCAAGCACGGAUCCUUCUCCAAGCGUGUAUUUAUCUUGAGGCGAAUUUGCCAUCGAUGUUGUGAGCUGACAUUUAUCAGAUAUUUACACACAAUAUUUGUCCAUAUAAACCUGGAAGGGCCGUACAGAAUGAUUUGAGAUCAGUUGAGCUGCGUUAGAGAAAGUGAUGCAAAAGCGGCUCGUCAGCGAUUCUUGCAUCUGAUUCACUCUCUUAUGAACACAUCUGAUCUGUGGCGAUGUCUCUAGUAGCGUACGACAGCAGCGACGACAGUGAUCGCGAUGACUCGACGGCUUCAUCCGCUCGACCUGCGGGCAAGAUCGGCGGACUUUUUGCUUCUCUGCCCGCUCCGAAAAAGACAGAACGGGCAUCAGCUCCUCAACCUAAGAGGAUGACUCUGGAUCUGCCGAAACCCAAGAAACGCACAGAACCUGUUAAAAUCACCGUUCCUGAUAUAAAACCAGCAGAUUCUGACUCUGAUGAUGACGAGCCAGUACGAAAGAAGUCAGCUCCUCAGGGAGGUGGUGGUCUGUCCUCUCUGCUGCCCCAGCCUAAGAAUCUGGUGGUGAAGGAAAUGCAGCGGCCCCUGGUGCCGCACACCCUAACCAAACGCCCUGGAUCGGAUAAGCCUAAGGCAAGCGCAGCAAAGUCCCAAGGUCUUUCUGGAACCAGCCCGUCCCCGUCCGCCAUCAAAGCGGCUGCAAAGUCAGCGGCGAUGCAGUUAGCCCGACAAAUGGCUGCGGAUGAAGAGGGAAGUGACGAUGAAGUCGCUCCGGAAAACUACUUUUCCUUACCAGAAAGUUCAUCAGAGCCUGUGUUGUCUCAAAACCUGGAUUCUCAGCAGUACGUUCCUUCUCUACACCCUCCACCCACUGUGGAGGAUGCCCCAUUGGACUUUGGUUCUAAUGCGGACAGUUACAGUAGGUCAGUCGGAGCCAUGCAAGACUUUCAGAAGGAAGAAUACCCACCUCAGUAUCCUGAGAAUCCACUGCCAGAGAAUUCUCCACAGGAUUACUAUGGGGAGGGAUAUUACCAAGACCCAAACCCUGCAGCUGAUGAGCAAGAUGAUUCAGGGUCCUCUUCAAUGUUCAACGAUGAAGCAUUUCGGCGGCUGCAGGGCAAACAGAAUCGCGGAAGAGAAGAAAUCAAGUUCCUAGAAAUAAAAGGAGAUGAUCAGCUGAGCGGCAAUAAACAAUGGAUGACCAAGAACAUGACAGCAGAGGAAGCGCCCCGCAAGUCCUUCAGCAAGAAAAAAGGAGAUCAGCCAACGGGGCAACAGAGACGCAAGCACCAAAUCACGUAUCUGAUUCAUCAGGCCAAGGAACGCGAGCUGGAACUUAAGAACAACUGGGCCGACAACAAAAUGACUCGGCGACAAACGCAAGCCAAGUACGGAUUCUAAUGGACUGGAUAUCAAGAUGUUGCGCAUACCUCUACCUAAUGUGGAGCAGAUUUUGUUGGCCUAUACAGAAAUCUUUUUGCCAGCUUUUAGAGCUGUAAUGCCAGUUCGUACAGUUUCAAAAAGGAGCGAAGGACUGCAAAGCUCUAUUGGCUGCUAUUACAUUGGUUAAGAUGGCUCCAAAAUGUCUACCUAACACUGUCUUUCCAUUUGAACAUUAGUUUUGUUAUGAGGUUUUAGUUCUGUCAAAAAUCACUUGUAACAUAACAGUAGCUGUGUAGGUUCACAUGGAUUAUUAUUAAAUGAUUGGGAUGUUAUGACUUGUUUGUCCAAUAGGGUCUCGUCUUCCACACUGCCAUAGUGAGCAGUGGCAUAUAUAAACCAUUAUGAGACACUGAAAAAAAAAAAAAGUAACACUUUACAAUAAGGUUCUGUAUGUUAACAUUAGUUAAUGCGUUAUAUGUUACGAUUUUUUUAUAGCAUUUAAUACGUUUGGUCGAUGUUAAUUUAUAAAUAUGCUAUUGUUUAUUGUUAGUUCAUGAUGUAUUAACUAAUGUUAAUGUAUAAAAAUGAAUGUGUUGUGUAGAAAUGAAUUCAUGUUUAUGUAUAGAAUCGUAUUGUAAAGUGUUACGAAAAACCUUGUAAAUCUUAAAAAGUGUUUGAGUGAAUCUUCCCAAUCCUGGUUUGAUUCUUUUAACUGCUUGUUUUCAUUUGAAUGUAGAUUGUUAAUGGAAGACCCUUAUGUAGAACCAUGAGUAAAGUGUAAGAGUUUUAUUACACCUAUAGAAAAUGUACCAAAAUGUUUCAUUUUGUGUGUAAAAACAUUUUUAUGUGUGAAAUAGUUCCUAUAUCACUGCCAGAAAUAAAAAUACAUAAACCUAAGCAAAAUAGGGUUGGUUCACAAUCAAAAUAUAAUUUGACAUUUACAAGAUUUUUUACAUAGACUUGAAUUAGAUUAAAACAAUGUAAAAAUAUGGGGGAAAGAUUUUUUUAAUUUAUGCUAAAUGUGUAAAUAUAUGUCUCAAAAAGUAGGAAUGGGUUCACGCCACAAACAUUAAAUUGAGCAAUGAUUUAAUGUUAA
This is a messenger RNA of Ctenopharyngodon idella (grass carp), 2640 nucleotides long. RefSeq names its product proline rich mitotic checkpoint control factor (gene prcc). Lineage: Eukaryota; Metazoa; Chordata; Actinopteri; Cypriniformes; Xenocyprididae. The coding region runs from base 399 to 1562 and encodes 387 amino acids. The record is from RefSeq and is a predicted model, not a curated record. The transcript has 6 exons. Gene Ontology annotation, cellular component: nucleus.